This is a messenger RNA of Scylla paramamosain (green mud crab), 8913 nucleotides long. RefSeq names its product mucin-2-like. The record is from RefSeq and is a predicted model, not a curated record. Lineage: Eukaryota; Metazoa; Arthropoda; Malacostraca; Decapoda; Portunidae. The transcript is spliced from 15 exons. Gene Ontology annotation, cellular component: neuronal cell body; intracellular membrane-bounded organelle; neuron projection. Bases 60 to 5015 code for a protein of 1651 amino acids. Gene Ontology annotation, biological process: synaptic transmission, cholinergic; protein localization to cell surface.
CAUCCCAGGCGGCGCGGGAAGCCCCAUCUGGCGGCGGCGGCGGCGGUCUCGGCGGCACCAUGUCGGGGGACUUCGGGACGGGCAAGACAAUAUUCGUUUUAGCCAUAGUAGUGGGCUGUUUCGCGGUGCUAUGGCCCAAGAUAUUCUACCCAAUGCUUACAGCCUCCGUUAAGCAGCCACCCUCCGCGAGACAAGCUGGGAAACAUGAGCCUGUGAAACAUGAGCACAGCUGGAGGAGCUCAGCCAAUGUAGAGUUCCUGACCAAGCUUUGCUACCUGGUGGAGGAACACUAUGGUGGGGAGAGCCGGUGGACGGAAGGCAGGUGUGGGGAGGAUCUGUGGCAGCACUGCGGCCACACCCUCUCCGAGCCCCUGCUGGAGGCUGUCAGGCUGGGCAAAGACAAGACCAACCUGACAGAGUGCCUCGCCUCGGCCUAUGGCUUGACUCCUGCCGUGGUGGCGGCUGCGGCGCCUCCCAAAGUGCGGCCACGGCCAUACCUCGCCCAGGGUCCCCAUACCCGGCCGGAGCGCCCCGCCCACCUGUACCCUGAGAUGGUCCACCCAGCUCUGAGGGAGAAGGGCCGAGCCAUGCCCCAGCGCACCCUGGACAAGCAGGCGCGGCCUGGACCCAUGCCGGGGGUGCGGCCGCCCAUGGGAGGAGCAGGAGGCAUCGUUCCUCCACCCCAGAGCAAGGGUUCCGGGGCCAUGGGGAUCAUCAUGCCUCUCUACACUGUGGGCAUUGUAGUCUUCUUCGUCUACACCAUCAUGAAGGUCCUGUUCAAGAAGGGACAUGAUGACGACAAGACUCCCAAGCUGAAGGACUUUGGUCUGGACCCCGAGUAUCGAAAAUAUGUGUUUGCCGAGGAGUACCUGGACAACGCAGACGCCUCGACCCGCGACCAGAUCCGGCGGCAGCAGCGGGAGGAUUCCAGGACGGCUCGGAGGAAGUUCCAGCAGGAAAUGCACCCAGGAGCCACAGACACUAAGAUUGGAGCCAGAGGGAGCCGGACCCAGAACAAGAUGAACACUAAUGGAAAGAAACUUGGGGAGUGGUACCUCCCAGAAGGCUUCCUUACCCAGUCUCUGGAUCAAGACUCAGACAGUGAUCUCACUAUUGGUGGUGCCAACAUAAAUGAGUCCCUACAAGAGACUUAUCGUGACCGCCUCCUAGCUGGGCUUAAAAGCAAUGCUCGGGGCUCUGUCUUGUCCAGACAGGAGGAGGCUGAUGUCUUUUCAGGGGCAAGACAAGAGAUAUUAAACCUUUUAGGGACCAAGUAUGGAUUUUACUUGGAACAGCAAGAGGAGGAGGAGCAGCAGUUUGUGAAGGCUGCAUUAGAGGAGCUCAAAGCUGGAAUGUCCUCAAAGAAUGAUGAUUACUACAGUAAACCACCACCACCACUAAGACAAAACACACUGGACCUGUCUGUCCUGAAAGAUGAUUCUGCCUUGGAUGAGAAGGCUGGUGAGAGUGGAUCAGAGACAGAAGAGGACUACCCAAAGAAGGGGCUCCAGGCAAGGAGCAAUACACUUAAUCUUUCAGAGUUUAAAGAACUUGUUGAGUUACAAGAAGAGGACCAGUGCUCUCAGCCAGCAUUUCUGGAGGAGCUGCAGGAAGGUCUGAGGAGGAGGGGACUGAAGUGGACACUGAGUACAGAGGAUGAUUUGAGUCCGACCAAUGAGGAACAAAGUCAGACUGAAACCUCAGAGAAUGUAGUAGAUACACCUCAGGAAUCAGAAAUCACAGCUCCCUCUGAAGAUACUCCCUGUGAAGAAGAGAGUGGUGGACAAGCAAAGACUGACUGUGACAAAAAGGAUGAACAGCUGGACCACCUCCGGCGGCGACUGGAGGAGACGGAGCGGGCCAUGGAGCGGCUUAUGAGUCAGAUGGGCUCAGUGACGGACAAACUGACGGCAGCCAAGAUCACCGAGGUCCUUUCUCAGGCUCAGUUCCAGGCCAAGAUUCUCAAGGCAGAGAUCAGCACCCCAGGUGAGCUCCAGGGGGAGGCCCCUCUUGAAGGGAAGGCUUCCUCUGGGGUGAGCCAGGAUGGUGCUGCCCCAAAGGAGGGUCACACAGAUGUUUCAGCACAGCAAGAGGAGGCCGUCUCUGAAGGCGACAAGGCUGAGGCCCAUGACAUCGCAUCACCACCACCAAAGCACCCUGAGACCCACACCACACCUGCUCAGCCACAGGACACCCAGGACAAGCCAGCACAAGUUGAGAGACCCCCAGCACCUGAGCCCACCAAAGUCACUCCUACCGGUAAGGAGGUCACCUUCAAAUUGCCCUCAGAAUCAUCUUCCACCAGUGCCACAGGAAGUGAGGAAGGCCCCUCAGAGGCCACAGAGACAGGUGCAGAUAUUUCUGACUUUGUCUCCUUUGCAGAAGAAAACCACCAAGAAGAGGUGUGUCAGCCUGCCCAGGUUGUAGUACAGGAAGAUGUACCAGAGGUGGUUUACAAAGCUGCAGAUAUUCCUCAGGAGGCAGCUGUUGGAACAAGCAGCAAAGGUAUAUCCACACAAACUCUGCCAGCAGCUAGCACUGAACACAGCACUCAGACAGAGAAGGAAAGAGAAAUUGCCGUCAUGGGACUGGACACGUCAUUCAAGCGCGAGAAAGACAUCCCUCCUGUACCAGUGGAGGUGCCUGAGAUCCUCCUUGAUGCUCUCCUGCCAUCAGAAACACAGCUUCUUGUCAAGGACACCAAGGACACCAAUGUGGAGAUGGAGAGCAGUGAGGCUGGUGCUGUGCCUUGCAUCGUGACCAGCCAUGUCAGUCUGGCCAUCCUGGGCCUGGAAGGCAGCCAGCCAGGCAUCCCUGCCCCGGUGCAGACCUCCUCCCCCUCUACUACUGACCCAAAGACUGUCACUGCUACCUCCACUCCACAGCAACCCCCAGCACAGCCACCCACCACCAUUCCAGAGCAGCCAGCCACCACCACUCCUGAACAGCCAGCUACUACCACUCCAGAGCAGCCAGCCACCACCACUCCAACACAGCCACCCACCACCAUUCCAGAGCAGCCAGCCACUACCACUCCUGAGCAGCCAGCAAUGGUUGCUCCUCUCUUCACAAGUCCUGCCCCUGUGGUGAGCACCAUCACUGCUACCCAGUUCACCAAAGAGCCCACACCAGAGAGAACUCCUGUAAUCAAGGAAACCCCCAAGGCUGAGGGGGAUGCAGUGAUGAUUGCUCCUCUCUUCACUUCCCCUGCUCCUGUUGUCAGCUCUAUCACUGCUGCCCAGUUCACAAAGGAACCCACGCCAGAGAGGACAGUCGUGACAAAGGAAACUCCAGAUGCUGAGGAAGACUCUACACCAGCUGCUCCUGCUGCUUCAUUCUAUGCCACAGCACUUCCAGCUGUCAGCACUGUUACUGCUGCCCAGUUCAUGAAGGAACCCACUCCUGAGCGAACACCUGUGAUAAAGGAGACCCCAAAAGCUGAAGGUGAUGCUGUAAUGGUUGCCCCACUCUUCACCGGCCCUGUUCCGGUGGUCAGCACCAUCACUGCUGACCAGUUCAUCAAGGAACCCACUCCUGAGAGAACAAGAGUCAUCAAGGAAACUCCCAAGGCUGAGGGUGAUGCAGUGAUGGUUGCUCCACUCUUCACUGGUCCCUCCCCUGUUGUCAGCACCAUCACUGCUGACCAGUUCAUCAAGGAACCCACUCCUGAGAGAACACGAGUCAUUAAGGAAACUCCCAAGGCUGAGGGUGACGCAGUGAUGGUUGCUCCACUCUUCACUGGCCCCUCCCCUGUUGUCAGCACCAUCACUGCUGACCAGUUCAUCAAGGAGCGCACCCCUGAGAGAACAAAAGUGAUCAAGGAAACACCAAAGACGGAAGGCGAUGCAGUGAUGGUCGCUCCAUUUUUCAGUGCCCCGACUGCUGUGGUCAGUACUCUCACUGCUGACCAGUUCACCAAGGAACCCACCCCAGAGAGGACGCUGGUGAUGAAGGAAAAGCCAAGCGCUGAGGACGGCUCAGUACCAGCAGCUCCCCCUGCUGUCCCUCCUGCUGCCGCCGCCAACGCCUCCGAGCCCACACCUCCCACCAAGACUGUGGGUGGGAAGGUGGUGGGGGAGCCUCCUGCCCCCGCUGCAGCCCCCCCUGCUGUGGAGGCCAUGGCGGAGGCCAUUGUGGCCUCUACCACUCGUGCCGCCUUGGAUCAAUUGAAUUCCUUGCAAGAGUCCUCCACGGCCUCCACGGAUGAGUCGUCAGCCUCCACCGUCCUGGACAGGGAAGCUGCCCAGAAGAGGGUGGAGGCUGCCCUCGCUGAGGCCGUGAGGGAGGAGGCGCCCCCCCCAGCUGCCCCAAAGCCUGAGGAGAGUCCUGCCUCAAGCAAAGGCUCCAGCCCAGACAUGGAUGAGUACGAGGUCAUAACUAAAGAUGACAGCACCACCACCACCACAACCUCCACCUCCAUGCCCAGCCAAGAUGCCACCAAAGCCUCUGCUGCCGCUGCCACUCCCGCCACUCAAAAGUCCAGCCCUAAGACCCAGACGCAGCCAACGCCCACCAAGCCACCCGCACCACCUAAGAGCGCGGCAGCUCCAGUCAAGGGUCAGGAAAAGAAAGAAGAGGAAGAAGAGGAGGAGGAGGAGGAAGAGGAGAGUGAAGAGGAAGAAGAGGAGGAGGAGGAGGAGAGUGAGGAAGAAGAGGAAGUUGUAGUCAGAGUUAUAAGAAAAGUAGUCCCUAAAAAGCAAGUGGAGGAAGAAGAGGAAGAGGAGUCAGAAGAGGAGGAGGAGGAGGAGUCAGAAGAAGAAGAAACAACAGAGUCUGAAGUAGUAGUGAAGAAGGCACCAGUCACAACCAAACAAACGGUUGUCAAAACCGUUACAAAGUCUGUUCCAACAGUGCAAAAGAAACAAGAAGAGGAGGAAGAAUCUGAAGAAGAGGAGGAGGAGGAGGAAGAGGAAGAAGAAGAGGAGGAGGAGGAAGAGGAGGAAGAAGAGGAGACAGAGGAGGAGGAAGUCCCCAAAACCAAAACAACAAAGCCUAGCCAAAACCCUAAGAAGUAAUUGGCUCCAUAAUGCAAUACUUUUCCCUCUUAACACAAAAGGCUAGUGGUAGAAUGAGAUAACAUUGAAUUUGGAAGUAUAAGUAGAAUAAGCAAACCCACACACACACACACACACACACACACACACACACACACACACACACACACACACACCACUACCAUAAAAAGCCACCUUCUUUCCCUCUUCAGGAACUCAACUAAGGCAAAUGUGUGGUACAAGCAGAUAGCGAGGUAAUCUAGUGAUGAUUCUGCUGCCAUUCUUGACAUCACAGACUUUGUCCAGUAAUAUUGCCAUUUAAGGAUGCAAGGACUUGGUAACCAUUCAUCUGUUAUUGAUUUAGCCAACUUUUAAAAAUUCUUUCCCUCUAACAUCAUUUUUGAGAAGUGUAAUUGAGUGGAGAGUUCUUAGAUCUUUUUGUGACCUCAGCUAGUCUCAUUCACAUGUAGAAGAGACAAAAAAAUAAUUAAAGAUGCUGUCACCAGUGGAUUGGCCUGCAUAUUUCAGUUAUUCAGUUCUGGUUGUUUGAUGAGGAUUGGCACUCUCUUCAUCUCUUGUUUAUGGUUCUCCUUGGCAUUCCUGUGUUCCUAUUGGACCUUUCCAUGAGUCCUGCAGAGAAUUGAAGGCAGUCUUGUACUUAUCAACACUCUUGUUCUUUUCUUGGGUAACUUAUUCAACUUUAAUCUUCAGCUUUUGUUUCUGCUGCUCCAGUUACUUGCUUCACAUGGAAAUGAGUUGCUGGAUAAUGUUUUGUAAGUAAUCGUGAUGGUUACAGUGGUAUCUGUCCUGGCUCAAGUGCCCAAUAAUUAUGUCCUGUUUUUAUCAGUGUUAGAAAUGGGAUCUGAUUCACUCAUCUCUGAGGGUAGAAGAAGUGGCUUUUUACUGCCCUGUCUACACAAACAGUCCAGACAAUGUGUUAUUAACUGAGUGUGUGUGCAUGUGUUAGCCCUUUUUACUGCUGUGGCUCUUAAGAUUCAAAUAAAGCAAAGAGAAUAGGAGGUUAAUUUUUGUCUUCUGGGUUACAGAACUAUUCAAGAGACUGUAGUACAAAAAUAAGUUUAAAAAUAUGAAUAUGGUUAAAUGUCUUGCUGUGAAAGGGUUAGAAGAGAUGCAUGAGUAUGUGUGACUGUUUUAAAAUCACAAAAGACUUGAACAGUGUCACUUACUAAUGCAGAAUUCAGGUAUAAUUUAAAUUCAAACACACACACACACACACACACACACACACACACACACACACACACACACACACACACACACACACACACACACACACACACACACACACACACACACACACACACACACACACACUGCAGUCAUUGCUUACACUCUUUCUCAUCUUACUCUCGUGACUUUAACUUACCCUUCUGGUCUGUUUCAAAAGGAGUUCUGUAGUUUUGUGUGUUACUUUCUCUCUUCAAGCAGGUAAUCUAUGCAUGAGACACAUGUAGUCAUUCAACUUCUUGCACAGUGCUUCUCUAGAUGAACUCUGAUGAAAGUAAAGAAAAAAAAAAAAAGCUCAGCUAUGUAAGCCAAACACUCCUAUUUCUCCUCCUGUUUCUGUGGCCAGGAUUAUGGUUGAGCGUGGCGAGAAAUGGAUUGAGGAAUGAACAUUGAAAUACUGGGAUGGUUUUGUCCAUUUGAGAGGAUGCAUAUUUUUAUACUUAUUGUUUAUUUGUGCCAACAUUAAUCAGGUUUACUGAGAGACCAACAAAGCCAUGCAGUGCAUCUUACUGAUGACUAAAAGUGCUAUAUUCACACUACUGAUGUGCAAAGUCUUGAGGUUUGUUUGUCAUGCAACAUUUGACAGAAGUGCUCUCAGUAUGUGCAUGACAGAUAAAGGGUUCCAUUUUGUAGUUCAUUGAGUGAGGAGAUUCAGUAGCACUCCUUUAUCCAUAGACACCUUGUAGGAAUUCUUUAGUGUUAGAGAUAACCUCAUAGACAAUAACAGUUCCGUGACAUUACUAAUACAACAGAUUCCACACUCACUGCCUUAACCUUAUUUAACUAUAAAAACUGUAAGAAGUAAGAUACUUCUUAUUCACUAUCAGGAAUCUUGAUGUAUGUUAAUUUCCUCUGACCACCUCCUACAUGAAUGUCAGACUUGUAUGUUUUUUCCCCCAUUUUGCUCUGCUCACUGACUCCUAUAAAUCAAUCCAUAGUUCAGUGUCAGUUGAUAAAGAAUAGGUGAGGAGUGAAAUGGAAAAAAAAUUAUGCUUGUUCAGACGUACACAUGCGCACAGACACACUAAUGGUAUAACUAUCUCCUUGAGGAAGAGAAUGGGGUGUGUGGUUUGUGAAAGGCCUCGCUUUACCCACAGAUUGGAAUACAGAAACUUAGCUCUCAAUGGGAGGCUGAAUCUGGAUAUCUCAAGUCCAACAUGUGAUCCUCAAGACCUAAUGUCUUACACUCACACACACUCUUUUCUCUCUCUCACAAAUGCCUUGACAAUAAUGUAAAAGAAUGUUGUAGGCUGGUCACAUUGUUUGUAAGUAUAAUUAUUUAAGUUGUGCAUUGACCAGGUUGAUUCGUGCAUUUUUCAGAUAAUGGACUGUGUUUUUUCUAGUCAUGUGACAAGGGAAUCAUUGCUGUUUAUCUCAUCUCUGAACCUUGACUUCUAUAACCUUCACUGCAGUUCUUUAUAGGCAUAUCUCACAUAUAUUUUUAAGAUUGCCAGCUUCAUAUCUCACAAGAGCAGAAGAAUGCUGCCGCCACAGUGUGUCUCAAGGACUCAAGAGCAUCACUGAGGCUGCACAUUCUUUGCUUUGUCCCAUUACCACCACAUCCAGGGUGACCUGUGACCUGUGUUACUCCUUCAAACUACUAACUUGUCUCUUGUACAGUUUUCCUUCACUAACUGAGAAUGAAUGUACUGACUGCAUUUUUAAGAAGUAUUUUUUAGCUGUUGGUGAGUAAGUAGGUGUGUUUACUUCUGUAAUAAUUAUGUUGUUUAUGGGCUUUGGGGAUUGGCCAGGAUUUGUGUAGUCAGUCAGCCAUGUCUGAUUGUGUGCUCGCAAACCAUUGCUACAUAGAUGAAAUUUAUAUUCAUGGCCAAAGUGAGGGUAGGUUACAGUGCUUUCCAUGUGUGUGGGAGCUACAGAAGUGAUUAAGUUUCAUUAAUUAUAUCAUUGACAGUGUUGUCACAGCCAAGCAUCUAACCUCCAGUGGCAAGCACUUGAGUUAAUGUUUUUGUAUAUUGAAAGUCCAGCACCACAGUGGGCAGUACAUUGAUGUGUAUCUCUGUUAUAGUGUUUCCCUUUGUAUGGGAGUCCUGUAAUUUACUCUUGUUAUUUAUAUACAUAUAUAUAUCCUAAGAAAGGUAUAUACUGUUACUGGAAUGUUAUUGUGUCAAGUGUGCAUUGGAUUGCUGUAGAGGGGGUGCUGAACACUUGAGGAACCUUUAUCUCUCUAUGUGAACUCCUUUUUAGCAGACUUUAAUCUUUUCUGGGCUGGAACGGAGAUUAUUCAGCAAAGUUAACGACUAGUAGUGUCAGUGUCAGUUAGGGAGAGGAUGAGGAAGAGGAAAACAAGCAGCUGUUAGAAGGGAGACCACACAGUCCAGUGUUAACACAGGCAGUGAUAAGAAACAAAGCAGGUGGUCAAAAGAUAUGAUCUAUUUAUAGCUUCUGUCCUUGCUGUGGAGGCCAGUAUGGGUAGCAGAUAAUACUGAGGAGCAGGAGCCACAUCUGACCUAAGACUGCCUUCCUCCUUCCCUCUACUUGUCCCAAGUGUCCAAGGCUGAUGCGUGCAGUAGUGGUUGGUUGACCAGCAAUAUUAACUAGUCGUGAUUACAUUUAUCCUAGUCAGUAUCUUCUAGUCAUAUUCCUGUGUUCACACAGAAUGAUUUGUGAGUCUCCAUAUUGGGUUAAUAAUAAAAACAUAGGUCUGAAAAAA